Oryzias melastigma (Indian medaka) is the source of this 977-nucleotide messenger RNA. RefSeq names its product polyglutamine binding protein 1 (gene pqbp1). Bases 132 to 818 code for a protein of 228 amino acids. Gene Ontology annotation, cellular component: cytoplasm; nuclear body. NCBI's taxonomy places the organism in Eukaryota, Metazoa, Chordata, Actinopteri, Beloniformes, Adrianichthyidae. Gene Ontology annotation, molecular function: protein binding; ribonucleoprotein complex binding. Gene Ontology annotation, biological process: alternative mRNA splicing, via spliceosome. The record is from RefSeq and is a predicted model, not a curated record. The transcript has 7 exons.
GGUUCACGCGCGUACUCCUCCAUCUUCUUGUCGUCAAUUGAGCGCCGUGACGUCAUAAUCCGGCGCCGGUUCAUCGCUCGGUGUGGUAGUUUGUUGAUUUAAACGAUUGAAAUAAUCGUUUUAAAAAUCAGAUGCCUCUUCCUCCAGCACUGCUGGCCCGUUUGGCCAAGAGGGGAAUAGUUAAACCUUCAGAUCAAGAAAUAGAGGAGGAGAUUAUCGCUGAAGAUUACGAUGACAACAAUGUUGACUAUGAAGCCACUCGGUUAGAAAAUCUUCCUCCAAACUGGUACAAAGUGUUCGACUCGGCGUGCGGUCUUCCUUAUUACUGGAACAUGGAGUCGGAUCUGGUUUCCUGGCUUUCCCCAAACGAUCCCACAGCAGUCAUUACAAAAGCUGCCAAAAAAACAAAAGACGGGGGCGAGGAAAGAGCUGAGAGACCGGCGUUUGAGAAGCCCGACAGAGAGCGAGAGCGCGACAGGGAGAGGGACAGGGAUCGAGAGCGGGACCGAGACCGGGACCGGGACCGAGAGAGGGACGAGGGGAGGGACCGGGACAGAAGACGGCAAAGAAAAGAAGACAUCGCACCGUACAGCAAGAACAAAAGAGGAAGAAAAAAUGAUGAUGAGAUGGACCCCAUGGAUCCCAGUGCUUAUUCUGAUGCUCCAAGGGGGUCGUGGUCAAGUGGUCUGCCAAAGCGAAAUGAAGCAAAGACGGGCGCCGACACCACAGCAGCCGGACCUUUGUUCCAGCAGCGGCCGUACCCCAGCCCCGGCGCCGUGCUUCGGGCCAACGCGGCCAACCAACCACCCAAGGAGUGAGCAGAAGACGGCAGACAUGCGCUGGUUUCUGUUUUUGUGGUGACUGGUGUUCCCCGUCAUUGUCACUCCUAUCAAAACUUGUAAAUAUGUUUUUACACCUGCAGAUCUGUUUCCUUUAGAAUCAUCAGUGAACAUAUGAAUAAAUUUGAAAAAAAAAGU